Echinops telfairi (small Madagascar hedgehog) is the source of this 7703-nucleotide messenger RNA. RefSeq names its product tubulin tyrosine ligase like 7 (gene TTLL7). The record is from RefSeq and is a predicted model, not a curated record. Gene Ontology annotation, cellular component: cilium. Bases 423 to 2888 code for a protein of 821 amino acids. Gene Ontology annotation, molecular function: tubulin binding; tubulin-glutamic acid ligase activity. NCBI's taxonomy places the organism in Eukaryota, Metazoa, Chordata, Mammalia, Afrosoricida, Tenrecidae. The transcript has 21 exons. Gene Ontology annotation, biological process: microtubule cytoskeleton organization; protein polyglutamylation.
GUGGCUAGCGGGCGGACGAGAGCACCGGACCAUCCGCGCAGCCGGUCCGUCCCGGGGGCCGCAGCCCGCAGGGAGCGGGCCAGCUCGGAGACCGCAGAGGGACCACCCGCACCUGGGAGCAGGACCGGGGCUGGGCUUACCUCACCCCUGUCUCUCCCCUUGAACAAGGAUUUCAGUGAACAGCCUUUGAUGAUCACACUUCUGGGCAUACUCUCCUAUGCAUGGAUUUGUCAACUACUGCUCCCAGAUACUUCCUUAUCCUAUAACGCCAGUACUCUGAAAUCUGAGGAUUCCACCAAGAUAAUGUGAUAGGAACUUCUUGUGAUUUGGGGCCACAUCCUACUUAGACUAAUGCAGGCCUUCCAGCUUUCCUGAGAGCUGAGACAGUGGCACGGAAUACUUGGUACUCAGCAUUGGCAAGAAUGCCAUCUCUGCCUCAGGACGCGGUUAUUCGGAGACCUUCUCCCCUGGACCUGGAUACAGAAUCACCUUAUGAAAAUGCAAUGAGGAAAAUCAGAAAGAAGAAGAAGAAGGGAACUAUUACAGCAAAUGUUGCUGGGACCAAGUUUGAAAUAGUUCGUUUAGUAAUAGAUGAAAUGGGAUUUUUGAAAACGCCGGAUGAGGAUGAAACAAGUAACCUUCUAUGGUGCGAUUCUGCAGUUCCACAGGAAAAGAUUUCAGAGCUGCAAAAUUACCAGAGAAUCAACCAUUUUCCAGGAAUGGGGGAGAUCUGUAGGAAGGAUUUCUUAGCAAGAAAUAUGACCAAAAUGAUAAAGACUCGGCCUAUGGAUUAUACCUUUGUCCCUCGAACAUGGAUUUUUCCUGCUGAAUAUACUCAAUUUCAAAAUUAUGUGAAAGAAUUGAAGAAAAAACGGAAGCAGAAAACUUUUAUAGUAAAACCAGCUAAUGGUGCAAUGGGUCAUGGGAUUUCUUUGAUAAGAAAUGGUGACAAACUUCCAUCUCAGGAUCAUUUGAUUGUCCAAGAAUACAUUGAAAAGCCUUUUUUAAUGGAAGGUUACAAGUUUGAUUUGCGAAUUUACAUUUUGGUAACAUCGUCAGAAAAAUAUGAAUAUGUUGUGUUUAAGGAUGAAAAUUCUGCUACAAAAGCAUUAAAAAUAAAUGAAAUCCAAAUUCCAGAUGGGUUUCCCACUAGAGUUGAUCUUGCAUCUGAUACUGCAUCUAGGGAAAAGGGACCGACCCAGUUGUACAUGCAUUUGACAAACUACUCUGUGAACAAGCACAAUGAGCAUUUCGAGCGCGAUGAAACCGAAAACAAAGGAAGCAAACGCUCCAUCAGAUGGUUUACCGAAUUCCUACAAGCAAAUCACCAUGAUGUUGCUAAGUUUUGGAGUGAUAUUUCAGACCUGGUGGUGAAGACCUUGAUUGUAGCAGAACCUCACGUGCUGCAUGCGUAUCGAAUGUGCAGACCUGGCCAGCCUCCAGGAAGUGAAAGUGUUUGUUUUGAAGUCUUGGGAUUUGAUAUUUUGUUGGAUAGAAAACUCAAACCGUGGCUUCUGGAGAUUAAUCGAGCCCCAAGUUUUGGAACUGAUCAGAAAAUAGACUAUGAUGUCAAAAAGGGCGUGCUGCUAAAUGCACUGAAGCUACUAAACAUCAGGACCAGUGAUAAAAGAAGAAACUUGGCCAAACAAAAAGCUGAGGCUCAGAGGAGGCUUUAUGGUCAGACUUCACUAAGAAGACUCUUACCAGGUUCCUCAGACUGGGAACAGCAGCGACACCAACUGGUGAGGAGGAAAGAGGAAUUGAAAGAGAGACUCGCUCAAGUACGAAAGCAAAUCUCAAAAGAAGAGCAUGAAAAUCGGCAUAUGGGGAAUUAUAGACGGAUUUACCCUCCUGAAGAUAGAGCACUGCUGGAGAAGUAUGAAAAUCUAUUGGCUGUUGCUUUUCAGACUUUCCUUUCAGGAAGAGCAGCUUCAUUACAGAGAGAAAUGAAUAAUCCUUUGAAGAGGAUGAAGGAGGAAGACAUUUUGGAUCUUCUGGAGCAAUGUGAACUUGAUGAUGAAAAGUUGAUGGGCAAAGCUACCAAGCUCCGAGGACCAAAGGUGCAGUAUCACUACCAUCUUGUAUUGCGUAACUCCAUGAGACGGUCAGUCAGCUGCCCUCGGUCCAUCUCUGCUCAGUCACCUUCCACUGGGGAAAACCGCCCUUUUUCUGCUCAACAAAUGCUCUCAGCAUCCCGACCAACUUCCGGGGUCCGGUCACAUUCCCUAAACCGUGCUUCCUCCUAUAUGAGGCACCUGCCCCAAAGCAAUGAUUCCAGCUCUACUAACGCGCAGGUGAGUGAGUCCUUACGGCAACUGAAAACAAAGGAGCAAGAGGAUGAUCUGACAAGUCAGACCUUAUUUGUUCUCAAGGACAUGAAGAUCCGGUUCCCAGGAAAAUCCGAGGCAGAAUCAGAACUGCUGCUAGAGGAUGUUUUGGAUAUAGUAAGAACAAGUCUUCGUACAGUACUUCCACGCAUUUGGAGUGUACCGGAUGUUGAUGAAUUAAAUUUAUAUCGGAUUUUCAAUCGAGUUUUUAAUCGAUUAUUAUGGAAUCAUGGCCAAGGACUAUGGAACUGUUUUUGUGAUUCAGGAUCCUCUUGGGAGAGCAUAUUCAGCAAAAGUCCAGAUGUGGUGUCUCCUUUGCAGCUCCAGUGUUGCCAGCGACUGGUCGAGCUUUGUAAACAGUGCCUGCUAGUGGUUUACAAAUACGCAACUGAAACAAGAGGAUCAUUCUCAGGCAUGGGUCCUGAUUGGGGUAACUCCAGGUAUUUACUACCAGGAAGUGCACAAUUCUUCAUGAGAACAUCAACCUACAACUGGAAAUACAGUUCACCUGGAAUGACCCGCUCCAAUGUUUUGUUCACACCCCGAUAUGGCCAUUUUUGAGACAAAAAAGAUCACCCUGGAUUAUGCAUAAUGGCAACUCAUUCUUUCCAAGAGAAACAUGCAAAGGAAGUGACCAUUAAGUGCUAUGUUUUGUAUUAUGACACAUGUGACAAUAUAUACAUGCAGGCACUCAUCACAUAUAUUUAUUAUAAUACAUGAGUGAAGAAUUAGCUGAAAACUGAAUAUAAGAUUAAACCUUUCUGGAAAUAUAAUAAACCAUGUUAAAAUUGUUUACACAAACAUGAGACUGUCUAGAAUUUGCUAGGUUUAUAAUUAAAUCCUUCCUACUAGAAAGGUUAUUUUUUUUGCAGAAUAUAUAAAACAGAAUUGAUCUUAAAGAUCCCAUUACAGUGUUAAAUUAUUUUCUAGGUCACAUGCCUUUUGACUUGAAAAAAGCAUUAAUGGUAUAAUACCUUAUUAAUUUUCUUAUAAUAGUAGCCAUUUAAAAGGAAAAAAGAAAAUAUCUAGAAGCCGGAUAGAUUGCUUGAUAGAAUUAUAUUGAAUGAUGUAUUACCUAGCACACUAUAAUGUACUAUUAAUAUUCCAACCUGACUCUAACAUCUUCACUCCUCUGUGUCAAAAUUUAGCUACCUAUAAUAAUAUGUGCAUUUUUCAAUUAGGAUCUAGCAAGAUCAUAUCUUGAUCUAAAAUGGAAGACAAUCUGUUGGAUUACAAAUAAACACAACCCAAAAUAGAUUUUAUUUUAAAUUUUCAUUGGAGUUCCAAAAAGAAUAGAAAAUAAUGGCAACGAAAAGGUAUUUCUGUAUGAUACUUAGUCUCAUAACAACCCUUUUUAUGCGGAAAUGUAUCUUCCGUGGGCACAUGUGGUCAAAUUCAAUUCUCCUGCUCUGUGGAAGAGCUAACAUGGCAUGUUCAUCUUGGGGUUAUGGGAUAAUAAUUCACACUGAUGCCUCAGUCUCCCCGUUCUGAGGCCACCUCACACCGAUAAGUCUAAUCAGUAGAUUCACACUGCACCUUAGAAAAUGGAACUGAUUGGGAAUAAAGGAUUCCAAUGACUAGAUAUUAGUAGCCAUCCACGUAAAACCCGAGAUAACCCCCAUCCCCAAAACACCCACACUAGAUAUGAAGUUUCUUUCCUCUUCAAAAUGAUUAUGUGAAGCUACAUAGAAGUUUGCUUCCUUUUCUACCUUACAGUUUUGAAAUAAUGAGUGAGCUUUCUGGUUUCCAUAAAAAUAUAAACAGGACUCUUACUGAUAUUGAAAUCCUUAAAAAGUACAACAUGCACCUUUUAGCCAUUCAUUUAAAUUUGUUCCCCCCAACAGUUUUAUUUUCAGAUUUAGAUGUUUUUUCCCUCCAUUUACGAAAAGCUAUUUUCAAUAAAUCCCACAAAUGAUUCUAAAGCAAAAGAACUGAGACAAGGAAACCAGUCUAGUUUAAUUCACAUAUAACCCAAAGUAUUUUGCUUUUAAAGUUAUAUUCUGAGGUUACAUUAGGCCAACAAAUUAGUCUUCUAAAUUAUUGCUAGCUAUGUAAUUCUUUAUGAAAAUGUAGCACACAUAUUCCAGUAGAUAAUUUUUGUUGUUGAAAGCAUCCCAAAGAUUUGCUAUUUGUUUGUAGCAAACUAGGAUAAGGAUGUCUGGAUGAAGGAAACGGUGGUAUAGUCCUUAGUGUUUAUGACUCCAUUCGUGAAUUAUUUUAAUAUGUUCUUGAUGUAUUAGAAUAAAUAAUGCAAAUAGUGGGAUAAUAUAAUUGACCAUCAAGUAAGGGGCAUUCUUAUAUAUUUUUUUUUUCUUGAAAACUCAUGAUUGGGUCAUAGAUAAGACAUUAAGUGUCUGGGAGCACCUGGCUGAUAAUUGAAAUGUUGGUGGUUUAAACUCAUCUAGGGACGCUGAGCAAAAAUUCCUGGCAAUCUCCUCUUAUGAAAAAUAAAGCCAAGAAAGCCUCAUGGGUUAGUUUUACUCUUAUCAUAGUGGGUGGCUGUGAGUUGACAGUUGACUUGACACUCCACCUAACACUACAAACAAAUUUAACCCCAUUUGUUGUAUUAGUUGAAAUAACAAAUGGGUACCUAAUUUGCAAGAGUGGAUACUCUGGAAACCUCUCUCCUUAGUUUUUCAUGUUUUAUUGACAAAGAAGGAAACGUUAACAUGGGGAGAAAUCCCAGCACCCAAACUCCUAAGUAAACAAAAAGGACACCUUAAAAACAGGAGUCAAAUGUUUGAGAGCGCCCAAGUAAUUGAUGAGCAAAUUUCAUUUUUCUUGCUACUUCAGUUUGACCCCAUAUUUAGCACUGUAGUUUUACUGUCCACAUUUGCUUGUCUAUGUUGAACUAGUUUGAGACAGUGAAAUUCUGACUCCUGCCAUGUCCACAUGUAUAUAGACUACACGGUGUGCUAUGGCCCAUGGCUACUGAUUCCCUACUGAGCAACGAAUAGAAGACACGUUAGGAAAGCGUGGAAGUCUCUAGCAGCCAUACAUAUGUUUUAGAGGUAUAAACUAUUCCUUUUUAUUAUAAAUUUUUUAUCUUAGGGUUAAAAUGUAUCAGGUCAAGAGAUAGUACGGGUCUGUCUCUCCUUUAGGAGAGAAAAUAGCUUUAUCUGAAAAUUAUCAGAAGCUGCAUAUUCUUAGCAGGGUUUUUGAUAAUGAAGAAUUUGGUUUACUUACCACAGAAGCUUAUUUUCACUUUGUUAGAGAAAAGAAAAAGCACUGCUCAUUCUGUAAAUUUGAGUUGAGAUGCUUUCCAGAACCACAGAAGAUUGGAAUACUUUCCGGAAUCAUAAGAAGCAACCGCUUUAUUUAAAAAAAUCAUCACGUGAAGUCAUACUUUGAGGCUGAAGAAUAGUUUUCACUUUAAUAUACGGCUUUGUAGAGUAGUUACCAUUUGCUUUAUACAAUCUGUUGAAGGAACUACUGUGAUUUACAUUUUGAUUAUUAUUAUUAGCCUCAAAUUGCAUUUCAUUUACCUUGACUAUAUAGAAGCAAGUAUAACCAGAUCCAAUAUAGAGAUGGCAGUGAAGCUGUCUGCCUAUAAUGCAGCUGAAUACUCACAGUGCUCUCAUGUCCUGCUAUGAUUAAGAUGCAGAGAUGUACACAGACUUUUCCAUGUCUACAUUCGCUUUACAUACAUAGUUCAUAGGACUUCAUCUUACCAAAAACUAAAACCAAACCAAAUGAAACCAACAAAAUAACCCACCUUUUAUAUUUUCAUCUAGUACUUAUACACUUAGAACAUAGUGCCUCCCAGUAAAAUAUUUCACUUUAAUUAUCUUUAUAAUUUGAUAGCUUUAAGACAAUGUCAUUCCAUUAUCUAACUGGACGUGUCAGAUGUUUGAAUAUGAAUUCAAAUUCAAAUACGUUCUUUUUUGUUUUUCAGUUCUCACCCAUCCUUAGAUUUUAUUAAACUAAUUAGUUCUUCCAAUCACUUAUAUAUAGCCUGCCAAAGUCAUUUCGUUUAGAACUACUCUUUAAAUCUAAACAUAUACUUACUUGACCUUUCCAAAAUGCAAAAAAGAAAGAGAAGGGAUAGUGAUAGUUCCAUACCUCCAUUUUCCAGAUUUGUAUAAGGCAUUGCUUCAUUCUUAAAUGCAUGUUCCCUUAAAAUAAUAGUAAAUAUCUCAAGAUGACAAAAAAUAAUUUCCUUUUCUCUUAUAUAAUGCUAACAUAUAUUUUGAGCCUUAAUAUAUUAAGUUUUUGAGUCUCGGGUUUGGGAGUUAAACAAUUAAAAAGUUCAACUACAAUUAUUUGAUUGUGUUGCUGAGAUCUGAUUUUUUUAAAAUUUGUUUUUCUUUUGAAGUGAGAACAUCACAUUUUUAAGGGCUGUAUUUGUUACCUAAAUAGUUUGAGCUAACAUUGAUGUAUGAAUAAAUUAAAAAUUUAAUAACAUAUUAAGGAUCAUAAUUUUAUUAUUUUUUACCCUGCUCUCAUUUUUUUUAACUUGUUAGUUUUCCUUGAAGUUUUGACCUUUGUGUGGACAAAGUCAAGAAAAAGACAGCUUGCCUUUAAAUAUUAGUUUUCGUUGCACUUUAUGAUUUUAUGGGUUUUUUUUGCCACAGCAACAAUAAAACUUAGAUGAAACAUGGUAUUAAAUUAAGUCAGUUUGUCAGAGAAUUUUUAAAAACCAAAUUCAACUCUCUGUAACUAAAAUGCAUUAAUUGUCUGGUUCCUUAAGAACCAACAUACAUAGUCAAAAUAGCAGUUUAGCAACAAUUUGGUAUAUUCAAACUUGGUGCAGACUUUAAGAUUGCUGCGCUAUCCCUUUUUCUGCUAGUGUUUUUUGCUUCAUUAGAAAUGUAUGUAUGAUAUAUUAGGAAAGGAAAGAAAAUCUUCAGGUAACACAUUCUGCAUUACCUGAGCUAUAUUAGCUGAGGAAAACGAUGUAAAGCCUUCAUUCCCUGCCCCUCCCCCCAACUUUAGAGUAAAAGAUAACAUUCAAUACAAUAAUAUUUUCUAAAAUUGUAAGAAUGUGUAUCUUGCAAAAGUAGUCAGGUAAUGCUAGUAUUUCUCUUUCAAAGGUUGACGUUGAUAGUUCUUGGGGCUGAGAUCUGCUGUCCCACACAGUAAGUAGUAUGUGUGGCACAACAUUAUCAUAACAAGGGGCUUGCCAAAGAUUCUGACUUUGAGGAUUAGCUAGGAGGCAAUACCUUUGCUAACAUGCAUCAUGACUCAAAGUGUCCCCAUGUGAUUUACUACCCAUGUAUGAGUACAGAUAUUGUUACGGGAAAUGUGCUUGCAAUGUCAACCCAAUGUGCAAUUAGCAUUGCAUUGUCACGCUUCAGCAUGUGAUCGCUGUAUGGUGAACUUAUUUUAAUUACUCAGAUAUGUAACUAUAAUAAAAUGUUUAACAUACGAAAGCUA